Molecule: messenger RNA, 2200 nt
Organism: Tripterygium wilfordii
Lineage: Eukaryota; Viridiplantae; Streptophyta; Magnoliopsida; Celastrales; Celastraceae
Product: glucosidase 2 subunit beta-like
Exons: 15
Coding region: 122-1948 (608 amino acids)
Biological process (GO): N-glycan processing
Cellular component (GO): glucosidase II complex
Source: RefSeq, a predicted model, not a curated record
CGAUCAUUGCCCAGGAGCUAUCAACAGCCUCUCUGACUAUCUAGUCUUUACUCUCUAGCCGAGGAGGAGGUGUUCGUCGAAGAAGCACAGAUCACAGUGUCAACGUCUUUUGUGCGAGAAGAUGAUAGUAGAUAGCAAAUUGAAAUGGUUUAUGAUAUUAUUUAUUUUUGUAGCUUCAAUUGAUAGAUCACCAGCUUCUCUACCCAAGGACCCUUACCCUUAUAUAGGAAUUCGUCCUGAAGAUGAGAAAUAUUACAAGGCAGCUGAUACGAUCAAAUGCAAAGAUGGAUCCAAUAAUUUCUCCAAAUUCCAGUUGAAUGACGAUUUCUGUGAUUGCGCAGAUGGAACAGAUGAGCCUGGUACGUCGGCAUGCCCCGGUGGAAAAUUCUAUUGCCGGAAUGCUGGACAUGUUCCCGUUUUAUUGUUUUCUUCCAGAGUCAACGAUGGCAUUUGUGAUUGCUGCGAUGGGAGUGAUGAGUAUGACGGCAAAGUGAAGUGCUCAAAUACCUGUUGGGAGGCUGGGAAAGUGGCUAGAGGUAAGCUGAAGAAGAAGAUUUCUACACAUCUAGAGGGUGUUGCUUUAUGGAAGCAGGAAGUGGAGCAAGCAAAGGUUGCUAUAGCCAAAGAUGAGGCAGAGCUAUCGAAACUGAAAAAUGAGGAAAAAAUACUAAAGGGGCUUGUUCAACAGCUUAAAGAGCGUAAAGAACAAAUAGAAAAGGCCGAAGAGAGAGAACGCUUACAGAAAGAAAAGGAGGACAAGAAAAAACAGGAAGCUGAAGAAAGUGUUAAUCAAGAAAAAAGCGUCGUGGAGGAAGCUAAGCAGGAAGCAGGUGACACUGAAGAGAAAGCUGACAGUGAAGGCAAGGCCAUGGAAAACACGCUUCAUGAUGAAAUUGGUGUUGUAGAGGACUCUCCAGUGGAUCAGGAUGUGGCAGAGAACUAUGUUGACCCUGUGGCUGGAGUUAAACAAAGCGAUGUGUCUAAAAGUGAAGAACCCCUGGUUAAUGGGGUGGAGCAGGAGAAUGAUGUAACGGAGAAUACCAAGGGAUUGUCAAGGGAAGAGUUGGGUCGCCUUGUUGCAUCUCGUUGGACAGGAGGGGAUACUGAGAAGCAAAAUGGCAAAAUUGAUGGUGGAAAAGAUAAUGACCAUGAAGAUCAUGACGAAACAUCCAAAGACGCUGAUGAUGAGGAAGAGGAUGGCUAUGCUUCAGAAACAGAUGAAGACACUGGUAAAUAUGAUGACAGCAGCGUAGAAGAUGAGAUUGAUGAAGCUUAUGAAGAUGAAUAUCAUGAUGAUAGCAGUUCUUCUUCAUACAAACCUGUAUCAGAUGAUGAAUCAGACUUCUCAGAUACCACCACUCCAAGUGGUCCUUCUUGGUUGGAAAAGAUACAACAAACUGUGCGGAAUAUUUUACAAGCUGUCAAUCUAUUCCAACCUCCACUAGACAAAUCAGAUGCCGAUCGUGUGCGCAAGGAAUAUGAUUUAUCCAGUACCAAGUUGUCUAAAUUACAAUCAAGGAUAUCAAGUCUGACACAGAAGCUAAAACAUGAUUUUGGUCCGGAGGAGGAGUUCUAUUCAUUCUAUGAUCGUUGUUUUGAGAUCAAGCAGAACAAGUACGUUUACAAAGUCUGUCCAUUCAAAGAGGCUUCCCAGGUGGAGGGUCAUUCAACAACUCGCUUGGGGCGGUGGGACAAAUUUGAAGAUUCAUAUCAAGUCAUGGUAUUUUCAGAUGGUGACAGGUGCUGGAAUGGCCCAGAUAGAAGUUUAAAGGUCAGGCUAAGAUGUGGUUUGAAAAAUGAGAUUAUGGAUGUAGAUGAACGUAGCCGUUGCGAAUACUCCGUGUUAAUGUCUACUCCAGCUCUUUGCCUAGAAGAAAAACUAAAGGAACUACAACAUAAACUAGAUUUAAUGAACAAAGAGUCACCUCAGAGCCACGAUGAACUUUGAACUGUGAAGAAGAAUUGUGUUGUUAACUGCUGCCGGGAAAUACCGACCACUAAAUUAAUCUCGGCACUGGCUUCACUGCUCAAUGUUGAAAUACCAAGAGAUGCACAAUGCAGCUUCAUUGAUAGAUAUAGUCUGAAGAAGUUACAGUCAAAUACUUGAAGUUGCGUCCUGAAAUUUUUAUAUUCUGGAGCACAACUUCAUGUUGCGAUUGUAUCUUCCCAGCCAGAAUAUUCAUAGAGGCUUGUGGCAUAA